UACUUGAGGGCCUAUAUAAAUGAACGCUGAAAGCAAGAAACUUACUUUGUUCGAGUUCAACAACUAGAGAACUAGACUACACAGCACCAUGAUGUUAUUUCAGUUGUUGCCGUACUUUUUGGCGGCUCAAGUCAGCACAAACACAAAUGAUACCUGGAAGUAUGGACCAGAAUACUUGUUCUCAGGCCAUGCAAAAAUGAUAACAUCUCUCGACCAAGACAAAGGUAAACUUCUUGGUACUGGCCUUUAUCUCAAGCUAAAGUGUCGACCCCGCGAGCCAGACAUUUUGCGAUGUAAAAUGGACAAUACUGAAAUAACAAAGCUUCAACCUCAAGCUUUUGAUAUCAAAUAUGCUAACAAUGCUCAAGAUGAUGGAUUUAGACCAUUCACUGUUUUUAAUGAAGACUUUGAAAUCAAAUUUAACGAAAAAGGGAUUGAAAGUUAUAUUGUGGAUGAGAAAACUCCUUUAGCGAAUUGGGGCAUGAAUAUGGUGCGACUUAUUGCUAAUCAAUUGAGUAUUGGCAUUGAUCUUUCUGAUGAAAUGAGACCUACUUAUAAAGCUCUAGAAAAUUUCACUGUUGGUGAAUGUGAUGUCGACUACAGAAUUAUUAGAAUGCCCUGGAAAAGUGAUCCAAAUCAAAAUAUGUCUUUUGAACUAAAGCCUUUGGAGAAGAUUGGAAAAUUUGGUGAUGAAUCAAUUGAAGUACAGAAAAGAAGACAUGUUAAAGAUUGUCUCAGAACUGCUGAACCUUUCUUUGGAACUCGUUAUGCACUUGGACUUAUACCAAAAGACUCCGUUACCAAAUUACUAUCAUCAGAAAGUAAAAUCCUUCUAUCAAAAACCAACUUUACUAGUGAAACAAUAAAUGAAAAUGAAAUAUACGAUAAAGAUCGCAAAAAGCUAGGAAAGAUUAUCGAUCAUAUGAAAUUGGAUUUAGAAUCAAUUUAUCCUACAACCACUGAACUCCCAACAUUCGUCAGUCAAAAGAACAAAGAAAUAUUACCAGAUAGAAUGGAAGAUAAUUCUAGAUACUAGAAAAUAAAAUAACUGAACUGAUUUAAAAUAGUUAUAAAGAGGUAGGAAAAGUGUUCAAUCAUAUUCACUCAUUUGUAUCAUAUGAAUUAAAUAAAGAAAUAAAUAAAGCAAAGAAAAACCCA
Chelonus insularis is the source of this 1158-nucleotide messenger RNA. RefSeq lists its product as uncharacterized. Gene Ontology annotation, biological process: lipid transport. The transcript has 3 exons. NCBI's taxonomy places the organism in Eukaryota, Metazoa, Arthropoda, Insecta, Hymenoptera, Braconidae. The record is from RefSeq and is a predicted model, not a curated record. Bases 89 to 1036 code for a protein of 315 amino acids. Gene Ontology annotation, molecular function: lipid carrier activity.